AUGGAGAGCAGUUCUUUUGAGAAUUCUCCUCCGGCAGCAAACCGGGAUGCUCAAGAUAAUAAUAUGAAUACGGAAACGAAUGACCAGGAAACGCAUCUUCCAGCUUUCGAAACUAGAGGCACAAAUGAUAGAGAGGACAGUGCGCAAAAAGAAACAGGCGAAAACUCUGUUAAAAAUAUCGAACAUAGUUCUUCUGCUGCAAAUUUGGAUAACGCUUCCACCAACACUGCGUUGGAUGAUGAUGUUAUUCCGAACGCCAUUGUUAUUAAAAACAUUCCGUUUGCCAUUAAAAAGGAGCAAUUGUUAGACAUUAUUGAAGAUAUGGACCUUCCCCUACCUUAUGCCUUCAAUUAUCAUUUUGAUAACGGUAUAUUCAGAGGUUUGGCCUUCGCGAAUUUCACCACUCCUGAAGAAACCACUCAGGUGAUAAAUUCUUUAAAUGGCAAGGAAAUCAGUGGGAGGAAACUGAAAGUAGAAUAUAAAAAAAUGCUUCCCCAAGCUGAAAGGGAAAGGAUCGAGAGGGAGAAAAGAGAGAAAAGAGGUCAAUUGGAAGAACAACACAGGUCGUCAUCUAACCUUUCUCUACACUCGUUGUCCAAAAUGGGUGCAGGCGGAAACAAUAGUUCCUCCAACAAUCAAUUAUUCUCGACUCUAAUGAAUGGUAUCAACGCUAAUACUAUGAUUAACAGUCCAAUGAAUAAUACUGUUACUAAUAACAACAACGGUAAUUCUAACAAUAACAACGGUGGUAACAUCAGCAUGCAUCAACCCUCACUUUCUGCCCAACACACCUCGUCAUCACUGUACCAGGCAAUCAACGCCAACAAUCAAAACCAGAUGUCCACUGAGAGAUUUUAUGCGCCUUUACCAUCAACUUCGACGUUACCUUUACCACCCCAGCAACUGGACUUCAAUGACCCUGACACUUUGGAAAUCUAUUCCCAAUUAUUGCUGUUCAAGGAUAGAGAAAAGUAUUAUUAUGAGUUGGCUUACCCCAUGGGUAUAUCAGCUUCUCACAAGAGAAUUAUCAAUGUCUUGUGCUCAUAUUUAAGUCUAGUUGAAGUAUAUGAUCCAAGGUUUAUUAUAAUCAGAAGAAAAAUCUUGGAUCAUGCUAAUUUGCAAUCUCAUUUGCAACAGCAAGGUCAAAUGACAUCCGCUCACCCUUUACAACCAAACUCUACUGGCGGCUCCAUGAACAGAUCUCAAUCUUAUACAAGUCUAUUGCAAGCUCAUGCUGCUGCUGCGGCCAACAGCAUUAGUAAUCAAGCCGUUAACAAUUCUUCCAGCAGCAACAGCAUUGGUAACGGUAAUGGUAACGGUAAUGGUAACAGCGUCAUCACCAACAACAAUAGUGCCAACUCAACACCAAAAAUCUCUUCACAAGGACAAUUUUCUAUGCAACCAACACUAACUUCACCUAAACUGAAUAUACAUCAUAACUCUUUAUUCAAUUCGGCGGAUCAACCACAACAACCUCAACCACAAACACAGCAAAAUAUUCAAUCAACCGCACAACAACAACAAUCAUUUUUAAGACAGCAGGCCACUUUAACACCAUCCUCAAGAAUUCCUUCCGGUUAUUCUGCCAACCAUUAUCAAAUCAACUCCGCUAAUCCAUUACUAAGAAAUUCUCAAAUUUCUCCCCCAAAUCCACAAAUCCCAAUCAACAAUCAAUCUCUAUCUCAAGCUCAACCACCAUCGCAAUCACAAACUCAGCAGCGCGUACCAGUUGCAUACCAAAAUGCUUCAUUGUCUUCUCAGCAGUUAUAUAAUCUUAACGGCCCAUCUUCUACAACAAACUCGCAACCACAAUUGCUCCCACAGCACACCAACGGUUCAGUUCAUUCUAACUUUUCAUACCAGUCUUAUCACGACGAGUCGAUGUUGUCUGUACAAAAUUUGAAUAGUGCGGACCUAAUUUAUAAAUCUUUGAGUCACACCGGGUUGGACGAUGGUUUAGAACAGGGUUUGAAUCGCUCUUUAAGCGGAUUGGAUUUACAAAACCAGAACAAGAAGAAUUUAUGGUAA
Molecule: messenger RNA, 2028 nt
Organism: Saccharomyces mikatae IFO 1815
Lineage: Eukaryota; Fungi; Ascomycota; Saccharomycetes; Saccharomycetales; Saccharomycetaceae
Gene: PIN4
Product: Pin4p
Exons: 1
Coding region: 1-2028 (675 amino acids)
Cellular component (GO): nucleus; cytoplasm
Molecular function (GO): mRNA binding
Source: RefSeq, a predicted model, not a curated record